Ostertagia ostertagi is the source of this 1431-nucleotide messenger RNA. The record is from the annotation of a GenBank genome assembly. NCBI's taxonomy places the organism in Eukaryota, Metazoa, Nematoda, Chromadorea, Rhabditida, Trichostrongylidae.
AUGGACAAUAGGCGUCCAUUUAUACAGAUCACCUAUAACAGCGGUACACCAACGGUUCCGGCUUGUGUAACUGCACCAACAGCCCCGGCCAACGCAGCCAGUAUCUGUGCCGGUGCAACCACCCUGAGCUGGCCGGCAGUAACAGGUGCUACGGGUUAUGAUGUUUACCUGAAUACAGGCGCCACGGCAACAACCGUUGUCUCGGCCAACCAGACAGGAACCACGUAUAAUGCCACGGUAGCCGCAGGCACUUAUGCCUGGAAGGUGGUGCCUAAAAAUGCAGCCGGCGAUGCCACCGGUUGCGCGACAUUCAAUUUCACGGUCAAUCCGGCGGUAACCCCCACCAUCAGCAUUGCAGCCAGUCCUUCGGGUACGAUCUGUGCGGGUACACCGGUAACCUUUACCGCAACAGCCACCAAUGGCGGUGCGGCGCCCACCUUCCAGUGGAAGAAAGGAACAACCAAUGUAGGUACCAGCAGCACCACUUAUACAGACAAUGCGCUGAUAACAGGCAAUGCGAUUUCGGUAGUGAUGACGGGUAAUGCCGCUUGUGCCAGUGCGGCUACAGUGACCAGUAAUGUGAUCACUGCUACGGUGUCGCCACGGCCCACGGCCAGUGUCACCCCAUCGGGUACGGCUUCUGUUUGUACGGGCAGCACAGUAACGCUCAAUGCCAAUACAGGAACCGGUCUUACCUAUCGCUGGCAACGUAACAGUGCAGAUAUCGCCGGAGCCAACACCGCAACGUAUACUGCAAGUAUUAGUGGCACUUACCGGGUACUCGUUUCCAAUGGUACUUGUGAAGAUACCUCAGCGGUAACUACCGUAAAUAUAUUGGCAAAGCCGGUAGCUACGGUCUCUCCAUCGGGGGCGGCUGCUUUCUGCCAGGGCGGCAGUGUCCUGCUGUCCGGCCCGGCACCGGCCACGGGUGUUACUUACCAAUGGCAAAUAAACGGCGGCAAUAUAGCAGGUGCCACCAGCAAUACUUAUGCGGCAUCGGCGCAGGGCGCUUACCGUUUGGUACUUUCUAACGGCUCUUGUGGUGAUACCUCUUCGGUAGUGAAUAUCACGGUCAACCCGGUACCGGUAGCUACUGCAACAGCGGGCGGGCCUACAACGUUCUGUACGGGUGGUAGUGUAACGCUUACAGCCAAUACGGGUACGGGCCUCAGCUAUAGCUGGCUGCGCAACACGGCCCUGAUAGCCGGCGCCACAACGAAUACUUACAGCGCCAAUACUUCCGGUGUUUAUGCGGUGAUUGUCGCCAAUACAACAACCGGUUGUUCGGAUACGCUGGACCCUGGUAUCCCGCGCUUCGAUCCGGCUGACGAUGGCGGCCUCUUCCUGCAACAAAUUCGGGUAGACGCUGAUCUCAGGGAUAACGGUUCAGCUCGUUUAGCUGGAGGAUCAGCCGCUCCUGGUUGUUGUUGA